AUGCAGCGCCUCAACAACCGGUCAGAGAGCCACCUCAGUGGACAGGUGGAGUGUGAGUUGGACAGCCUGGGGAAGGGUUCCUGGGUGAACCAGGGGUACUGUGGCUCUCCUCCACUCAUACCUCGGGCUAUCAGCACUGUCUACAACCCCCAGCCCCUGUACCCCCAAGGCUCCUUCGACAGCGUGUGCAAACUGACCACGCCGAGCCCUUUCCCAACCGAGGUCAAGCCGCUGGAGACAGGUUCCGAGAAAAGACGCGGUGGAUGCUGCUCAUUUUUUAAAGGACUGUGGGGCACUACACUGACUGAGAAUACAUCGGACAACCGGGAACUGUUUGUUAGGACUACACUGAGGGAAUUACUGGUCUAUUUGGUGUUCCUUGUGGAUAUAUGUCUAUUGACAUAUGGCAUGACCAGCUCCAAUACCUACUACUACACUAAAGUCAUGACAGACCUGUUUGUGCUUACGCCCAGUGGCAGCGGAGUUACGUUUCAGUCCAUUAGCAGCAUGGCAGACUUCUGGACGUAUGCCCAUGGCCCAAUGCUGGAUGGCCUCUACUGGACCAAAUGGUACAACGACCAGUCUCUACAGAAUGGGGACCACUCCUUCAUCUACUAUGAGAACAUGCUGCUGGGGGUGCCCAGGAUGAGACAGAUCAAGGUGAUGAACAACUCCUGUAAGGUCCACAAAGACUUCCGCAACGAGAUUUCCGGAUGCUUUGAUGUCUAUAAUGAGAAGAAGGAGGAUGAGGUGGACUUUGGCCUUGUUAACGGAACUGCCUGGCAAUACCACAAUGAGAAAGAGAUAAAGGGUUCGGCCCACUGGGGUCUGCUGACCACGUACAGCGGUGGAGGGUACUACCAGGACCUGAACAGGACCAAGGAGGAGAGUGCUGAGAUCCUGAUGGAGAUGAAUAACAACCUGUGGUUGGACCAUGGCACCAGGGCCGUGUUCAUAGACUUCUCCACUUACAACGCUAACAUCAAUCUGUUCUGUGUCAUCAGGUUAUUGGUUGAAUUUCCGGCCACUGGUGGAGCGAUACCCUCAUAUCAGAUUAGAACGGUGAAGCUGAUUCGUUACAUCACCUACUGGGACUACUUCAUCAUUGGCUGUGAGAUGGUGUUCUGCCUGUUCAUCCUCUACUACAUUGUGGAGGAGAUUCUUGAGCUACGAAUCCACGGGUUCUCCUACUUCAGCAGUAUCUGGAACACUCUGGAUGUGGUUGUCAUACUGCUUGCCAUUGUUGCAAUCAUCUUCAAUGUUUUUCGCACCAUUAAAGUGGACAAAUUACUUGGUAAACUCUUAGAACAACCUGACAUUUAUGCAGACUUUGAAUUUCUUGCAUUCUGGCAAACACAAUACAACAACAUGAAUGCAGUGAACUUGUUCUUCGCUUGGAUCAAGGUUUUUAAGUACAUCAGUUUCAAUAAGACGAUGACUCAGCUGUCUUCUACUCUGGGCCGCUGUGCCAAAGACAUCAUGGGAUUCGCCAUUAUGUUCUUCAUCGUGUUCUUUGCAUACGCUCAGCUUGGCUACUUGCUCUUCGGUACGGAGGUGAAAUCCUUCAGCACCUUCGUCAAGUGCAUCUUUACACAGUUCCGGAUUAUUCUUGGAGAUUUUGAUUAUGAUGCCAUUGAACGUGCCAACAGAGUCCUGGGGCCAAUCUAUUUCGUCACCUAUGUAUUCUUUGUCUUCUUCGUGCUGCUUAACAUGUUUCUGGCCAUCAUCAACGACACAUAUUCUGAGGUCAAGGAAGAGCUGUCAUCCCAGAAGGAUGAGCUGCAGAUUACUGACAUCAUCAAACAGAGCUACAUGAAGACAUUUAUGAAAUUGAAAUUGAAAAAGGAGAAGAUAUCCGAUGUUCAGGAAGUACUACGAUCUGGGUCAAACAAACUAGAAUUCAAAGACUUUAGAGAAACUCUCAAAGAGUUGGGACAUGCCGACCAUGAGAUAUCUGAAGCUUUCUCCAAAUUCGACCAUGAUGGAAACCAAAUUCUAGACCAAGAGGAGCAAGAAAGGAUGAAGAGGGAGCUAGAGGAGAAGAGGGAUGCUCUUAGUGCCGAGCUCAACAACCUUGGAAAGAACUAUGGGAAUGGCUCUCUGGAGAAAUCGACGGUGGAUAUAGAUGAACAUGGCAAGCCAAGUAACACUCUGGUGGAGCAGGAGGACUUCCAGAGGUUGGUCAGACAGGUUCUCCAACUAGAACACUCAGUAGCUGCUAUCAUGACCAAGAUGGAUAUAGUCACGGAGAAACUGGAACUGCAGGAGAGCAACAGGACUAAUGGGAAGGAGACAAUGGGAAAACCAAGUGUGGCCAAAAACUAUGUGAGAAUGCCGACAGUUUCCACAGCAAAACCAACGACAACAGACAUCUUCACCUGUGAUCUGGCUGCUAUUGAGAUAAUCAACAGCUUUGAAAUGUUCUGCAAAAUAAUUGUCCACUACCUGAAUGUGGUUGUACUGAUGGUCAUCACCGUGGUAGAGAACGGCCUUAUCACAUCUGGUAGAUCUCUGUUCCACUGA
Molecule: messenger RNA, 2523 nt
Organism: Salvelinus namaycush (lake trout)
Lineage: Eukaryota; Metazoa; Chordata; Actinopteri; Salmoniformes; Salmonidae
Gene: pkd2l1
Product: polycystic kidney disease 2-like 1
Exons: 15
Coding region: 1-2523 (840 amino acids)
Biological process (GO): detection of mechanical stimulus; potassium ion transmembrane transport
Cellular component (GO): membrane
Molecular function (GO): calcium-activated potassium channel activity; calcium channel activity; sodium channel activity
Source: RefSeq, a predicted model, not a curated record